Physcomitrium patens is the source of this 2433-nucleotide messenger RNA. RefSeq names its product beta-glucosidase 13. The record is from RefSeq and is a predicted model, not a curated record. Gene Ontology annotation, biological process: carbohydrate metabolic process. NCBI's taxonomy places the organism in Eukaryota, Viridiplantae, Streptophyta, Bryopsida, Funariales, Funariaceae. Gene Ontology annotation, molecular function: beta-glucosidase activity.
AUUGCUUUCCCCCAUUGCAGCGCAUCAGUCUCCCACUCUGCCAUGCCAACGGGUCCAUUCUCGGUGUCUCAGUGCGUUGGAUCUGCUCAACUGCUCUCUUGUCAGUGUUGAUGCAGUUGUGCACGCAACUGUCCGGGUAGUGGGUCUUCUAGGGUUGGUUUGUGAGGUUCGCUUGCUCGUGUAGUAGGCCACUUCGUUUUGGCCACUUCAUCCCCCUGGCUAAUCACUAAAGUUUGGUAUCAUUGUGGGUGUGGUGAUCAGCUCCUUUCCUGAGUUCCUAGCACUGAAUUUGAGGUUUUGUGAAUAUGAUUCGUUCAAGCGGGAAUUGGGUUUACGGGCGGUGCUGAGGUUGGGUUUAUUUUGUUUCUUUUUAUGAGACGAGGUGAGCAUCGUGACGAUCGCUAUGCUGAAUGAUUUCUCAGGGAAGAUUUUGAAGGAAUAGCUCGUUUUCUAUGAUUGCAAAUUCUUAUAAACACUAGGAAAGGCGGCCUGUCACAAGCUCUAGUGUCACUGAAUGGAUCUCAUCAUGGUCAAGAUCAUGCUAUUGAUUGCUGUCUGCACCCACCUCUCGUUGCUGACGCUGGUCUGUGGGGACAAAUCUACACAAGAUGGCGCCCAUGACAAGGACUGGACGUCCAAGUUGAUGCUCAACACAAGCUCCGAACUGGGAGGCGUAAUGCGCCGUAGCCUAUUCCCGGAAGGAUUUGUCUUUGGAAGCAGCGCCUCUGCAUACCAAUAUGAAGGCGCCGCUGCGGAAGACGGCAGAGGGCCCAGCAUUUGGGACGAAUUUGCCAAAAGACCAGGGACGGUGAAGGACAAUGCUACGGGAGACAUCGCCGUGGAUCAAUACCAUCGCUUUGAAGAAGACGUUAAGAUCAUGAAGGAUAUCGGUUUGGACGCGUACCGAUUCUCUAUCUCCUGGUCUCGAAUCCUCCCACACGGACGAGGCUUCAUUAACACGGCAGGGGUGGCAUACUACAACAGACUCAUCAACGAGCUCCACCGCCAGAGCAUAGUCCCUUUCGUAACGCUCCACCAUUUUGACUUGCCACUCGCGCUAGAACAGACUGGGGGAUGGCGCAACGCGGACACAGCGUCGGCGUUUGCUGAGUUCGCCGCACUGUGCUUCAGCUUGUUCGGCGAUCGAGUGAAGUACUGGAUCACGUUCAAUGAGAUCCAUAUCCUCGCCAUGAAUGGGUACCGCUUCGGAAUUGGCCCGCCAGGCCGCUGUUCUGCCUCUUCCGGAGAUUGCUUCGCUGGAGACUCCGAUGUUGAGCCGCCACUUGUCGUGCACAAUGCUCUGAAUGCUCACGCUUUGGCAGUCAGCGUCUACCGUAUGAAGUUUCAGUCUAAGCAGAAAGGCUUGAUUGGGCUCAUCGAAGAUGGGUCAUGGUUUGAGCCGUGCAAGGAUACUGACGAAGACCGUGACGCUGCGCUCAGAGCUAACGAGUAUUGGCUUGGCUGGAUUUUGGACCCUCUCUUCUUCGGGGAGUACCCAGCCUCCAUGCGCGCCUUUGACCAUCGAAAGACGUUGCCCAGAUUCACAAAGGAGCAAUCCGCAUUGCUGAAAGGUUCGCUUGAUUUCCUUGGUUUGAAUCAGUACACGUCCCAAUUCGCAACUUACGACAAGCACAGCGUGGAGAACAACGACGUCACAAGCUCACCGAGGUGCAACGGAGUUCCCAUCGGACCCCAAGCAGCGGUAGGUUGGAUUUACGUCUACCCAGAUGGAAUGCGGAAGCAGCUUGACUGUAUCAGAACGCGGUAUGGAAACCCGGUCGUUUACAUCACAGAAAAUGGCUUUCCCACGAACGCAAACGACGAGCCGUGGUCUUCACAAGAAGUGCAAGAUUUCGACAGGAUCAGCUACCACCAUGGCUACAUGCAAAGCUUAUUAUCAGCCAUAAGGGGUGGCUCCGAUGUCCGGGGCUACUUCGUCUGGUCGCUUCUAGACAACUUCGAGUGGCACGAGGGAUUCCGGAUCCGGUUUGGGCUCUACCAGGUAGACAUCGGCUCCACUCUGAACCGACAAGCCAAAGCGUCCGCGCGCUGGUUCAAGCUGAUGCUCGACAGAGUCGGCGGCGGCGGCGGCGUAGACGCCAAGACGGCGCGGUGAUUCAAAAUUCUUAACUCCCUCCUCCCCCUCCCUAAAAGUCGAGUGCCGGCAUGCUGUCGGUGCUCUUCCUUGGAGACUCGUGCUUUGUGUCGGUAAUUUGUCUUACUGUGUGGUGUGAGGUUGUUGUGGACUAAGGAUGAGUUUGUAGACCUCGAAACAUCCACAAUGGGUGUUUAUUCUGUAGAAUUUCUAUUUACUCCGCACAUGAAAACUCUACCACCAGGAUCAUGCCCACAUGUUUUGCGGAUCGUGUGAUUCGAGUAUGUGUAAUAUUUCAUUAUUCUAAUUUAUUUCAGAAACAGGGUGAGUUGAAGGGG